This is a messenger RNA of Haemonchus placei, 765 nucleotides long. The record is from the annotation of a GenBank genome assembly. Lineage: Eukaryota; Metazoa; Nematoda; Chromadorea; Rhabditida; Trichostrongylidae.
AUGAGGAUCAUUCUCGAAAUGGACAAUCUAACUGAGGAAUACCGUAGUACAGGGUCACAGCUGUUUGAUCUUGCUGAAGAUGUUUCGAUAUCUGAUAUUGACUUGGCUGAGCACCGAAGAUGGUUCCUGCGUAUCAGGGAAGAGUUACUCGAUCCGACACGACAUCUCGUCCGCAAUUGUAUGAGGUUCCAACAGCAUAUGAAAGCCCUCCGUGAACGAGUUCGAAUUGAACGGCAGAUCAGUAGACUACAGUAUUCGCUGUCCAUGGAAGCACUUCAGCUCAGCGAAGAAUACCAGAAAAGGAUUGAGGUCCUAAAAGCGCUGGAUUUCGUUGACGCCACUAAUAUGGUCACCUUCAAAGGUCGUGUCGCGUGUGAAAUUCAUCAUCAGGAACUGCUCAUAACUGAACUGAUUCUGUCGAAGAAACUGCACGAGAAGUCUCCAGCUGAAGUGGCGGCGAUGUUCUCGGCAACCACCUGCCAGUACAAAAGCGGUGAUGGGCCCCAGUUCGAGAAGGACAGUAUCUUCUAUCAGCUAAAAGAGGACGUACAGUCAACGAAUGACUGGAUCGAGGGACGUGCGGCAUUGGUAAAAGCCACUAUAGCCGACGUUGGUGAUGAGCUACGCUAUGACCUCAUGGAGGUCGUAUACCAUUGGGCUAGUGGAAUGCCAUUCUCGGAAAUCAUGGCGAUGACGGAUGCUCAAGAAGGUCUAAUUGUAAGAUGUAUUCAGCGGUUGGGAGAAGUAUGCAAGGACGUGAGGUGA